Messenger RNA from Racocetra fulgida, 154 nucleotides. The record is from the annotation of a GenBank genome assembly. NCBI's taxonomy places the organism in Eukaryota, Fungi, Glomeromycota, Glomeromycetes, Diversisporales, Gigasporaceae.
GCCAAUAUGAUUAUUGAACUUCUAAAGGAAAUGGGCAUUGGUCAAAAACUUCUAGAGGUAACAACCGAUAACGCUGCGAAUAUGCUUGCAAUGAGGUGCGUCCUAAAAGAAAAAAUGAAUAAUGAAUUUAGUAAUCCAAAUGUACAACAUUUUC